This is a messenger RNA of Anastrepha obliqua, 5146 nucleotides long. It is a transcript of the gene stj, whose product is annotated as voltage-dependent calcium channel subunit alpha-2/delta-3. The record is from RefSeq and is a predicted model, not a curated record. Gene Ontology annotation, molecular function: voltage-gated calcium channel activity. The transcript has 24 exons. Lineage: Eukaryota; Metazoa; Arthropoda; Insecta; Diptera; Tephritidae. Gene Ontology annotation, cellular component: voltage-gated calcium channel complex. The coding region runs from base 272 to 4009 and encodes 1245 amino acids.
GUGUAGACACAUGAAGUUUUUCAACAGAAAUUUUAUCAGAAAGUUAAAUAUUUAAUUGCUAAAUAGUAAAUUUAUUUUGUGUUAAAAAGGAAAAAGUUACCACAUAGAAAUAUUUCAAUUGUAAUUGGGCGAGUAAUAUGUACAUAUCGUACAUAUGUGGAAAAAUGAGUGAAGGAAUGUCAGAAUAAAGUGUUUUUUAUUGCAUAAAUAUAAAUAGUCUAAAUUGCUAUAUAUAAAAAAGUAAAUAUAUUUGUUAAAAGUUAAUCAAAAGAUGGCGAACUGUUUGAUAUCGCGGACGUAUUAUUUGCUAAUAUGUUUCUUUCUACUAUAUCCAAACGGUGCCAAUUUCGUCCCAGGCGAAAAAAUCAAUUACAAUCUUGCACAUUCUUGGGCCGAUAAAUUGGGCAUGGAACUCUUCCAUUUGGGUGACUUCAUUACCAGAAGAAAGGAAGUUCAAGAGAGUUUCAAAGAAGCACAAGUGGUUUCGCGAGCUGGGGCCAAAAUUGUUGAAAACAUGGCGCACGAUGUAAAAAUGAUGAUGGAUUUGAAAAUAAGCGCAGUUCGACGCAUAAUGGAUACGGCAGAAAAUACUGCACUGUCGCAUCAGAACGAGAAGGAAGAUCAGUUUUUCUCCUAUUAUAACGCCAAAGAUAUGAGAGAACCCGACGAUCCUAUACCAACACCCGCACCGCGCGAGCUGGACGAUAUGGGCGAACCACACAUUUUUGUACCGCCCAAAGAGAUUGUUCUAACACCGAAAGCUGAAUUUUUCAAUACGCCAGUCAAUCUGAGCGUCAGUUCAGUGCAUGUGCCCCUAAAUGUUUUCGAUCGAGCCAAGGAUGUCAUCAAAGGCAUUCAGUGGUCGGAGAAUUUAGAUCAAAUAUUUCGUGAUAAUUACAAAAACGAUCCAACAUUGUCAUGGCAAUUUUAUGGCAGCUCGACCGGUUUCAUGCGCCAAUUUCCGGCAGCCAAGUGGAAAGCUAAACCAGUCGAUUUGUAUGAUUGCCGACUGCGUUCAUGGUAUAUGGAGGCAGCGACAAGUCCCAAGGACAUCAUCAUACUAUUGGACAGUUCUGGCUCUAUGAAGGGACAGAGGCUAGAUAUCGCAAAGAAGGUUGUAAAUACAAUACUCGAUACAUUGGGUACCAAUGACUUUGUGAACAUCUUCACCUUUGGCAAAACAGUAGAGCCGGCCGUCAAAUGUUUUGAGGACACGCUAGUUCAAGCGAAUCUUGGCAAUAUUCGGGAGCUCAUGGAAGGUGUUGACUCUAUAAAAAUUGCCAACAUUGCCAAUUUCACAGCUGCAUUGACGAAAGCUUUUGAAGUUUUGGAACAAUUUCGUACGGAACUUCGUGGUGCACAAUGCAAUCAAGCCAUCAUGAUCGUUAGCGAUGGUGCGCCUUUUACCUAUGAGGAUGUAUUUGAACAAUACAAUUGGCGCGAUUUGCCAUUCAAACCUGUGCGCGUUUUCACAUAUCUCAUUGGUAAGGAAGUAGCCGAUGUUAAGGAUAUCAAGUGGAUGGCAUGCGCUAAUCAAGGUUACUAUGUACACUUGAGUGAUAUGGCCGAGGUCCGUGAGAUGGUGCUCAAUUAUAUACCAGUAAUGGCGAGACCCCUUGUUCUAGGUAAACAUGAUCAUCCUGUUGUGUGGACGCAGGUGUAUGCUGAUGUUAUUGACCCAAAACUCUCCGAUUGGCUAUGGGAAAUGAAGCAGUGUGAUGAUCAGCGCGAGGAUGUUUUGGAAUUUCGCCGAGAAGGUAGCCGCAUGCUGGAACCCAGCCAAGUGCACAAACGCAUCUAUCAACGCAAUAAAGCGGCCUGGAAUCAACCGCUCGAAUCUGAAGUAUAUCAAUUUAUGACUACUGUCUCUAUGCCUGUUUAUGAUCGGCGCAUGAAUGCUAAUAUCACCGAAGAGGUUUUAAUAAAUGAGGCGCUUUGGGAAUUACAAACUCGUGAGACGAAAAUUGCCAAUCUACUGGGUGUUGCGGGCACGGAUGUACCUAUUAGAGAUAUCAAAAAAAUGCUAUCCCCAUUUUUGCUCGGCGUCAACGGGUACGCAUUUAUUGUAACAAAUAACGGUUACAUACUAUUCCAUCCAGAUUUUCGUCCAAUAUUUCAAGGCAAUAUCUUGAAGCCCGCUUACAAUAGCGUGGAUAUGAUAGAAGUCGAAUUAUUGGACGAUGAUCGAGCAGCGAGAGAUUUCAAUCCAGUACUACUAACGAUACGUGAUUCAAUAAUAAAUCAAUCAACUGGUAGUAAAUGGAUGCUAGUGAAAAAUCAUUUCGACGAAAUGAAACGUGUUGCUCGCAUCAAACGGCAAUAUUAUUGGAGAGCGAUACCGAAUACACCAUUUACGCUGGUAAUCACAUAUCCCGAGCAAUAUGGUGUACAUCGUUUGUCCAUACGUGCCGAAAAUGAGAUACACCGCAUGAAUAUUAAAGGUGAUAACUUGUUGAACUACUUUGGUGGUAAACGCUGGCGGAUUCAUCCAACCUGGUUGUAUUGCAAGCACAACAAUAAAACAUUUACAACACCUGAAGAAGAAUUGGUCUGGUUUUUGAAUAAAAUGUCACAACCUGGUUGGAGGUGGCCACUUAGUAGGAGUGCGGUGCCGCCAGAACAUGCAGCGCUGCUGUUUUCUAACACAUCUUCCGGGCGCUUACCAUCCAUAAAUGAAAAAGAAAGUUACUAUUGUGAUCGCCAGCUAAUGCAAUCACUUGUCUUUGAUGCAAGGGUUACCGAAUGGUUUUCGAAGAACACAAGCUUUAAUUCUAAAGAUGACAAGGGCACAAGUGCUUCAAGCCCAAUCGCCGUUCUAAUGGGUUUGUUGCCAAGAAACGAAUUUAAACAACGAUUUGGCAUCACUGUGGCAUUUCUGGCAACACAUAGCGGCCUUACAAGAUGGCAAGAGUUUCAUUCGAAUAUGGCCGAGGAAGCUGGCACGGGCGAGGUUUUCAGCGAACAAAAUAAACGUGCUAUAGAAGAGAUGUGGUACAAACGUGCAGUGGAUCAGCAUUUCAUCCAUGAAGACAGUUUUGUUUAUUCGGUACCAUUUGAUGCGGGAGAUCUUGCAGAAGAAAUUACUGUAACUGCGAGUAAUGCUGUUUUUCACACUGAGGGUGGCAAAUCCGCAGCAGCAGCCGUUGUAGGAUUUCAGUUUCAUCAUUCUGCGCUGGAAAAGCUUUUCCGUAAUAUUACUGGCAAUGGAUGCGCCGUUGAGGACCGUGAGUGUUAUGUUAUCGAUAAUAAUGGAUUUAUUAUUAUUUCGCCGUAUCGCCAAGAGACUGGCAAGUUCUUUGGUGAAAUCAAUGGCGGCAUUAUGUUUCGUUUAGUGGAAGAGAAAGUCUUUAAGCGUGUCAUUGUGUACGACUAUCAAGCGGUUUGCUUUGAAUCCGAUGGUGAUAUGAAUGCAUCAAAUAGCUUAUUAUCGCCAUUCUUCCACCUGCUGCGCAUAUUCAAAUGGUUGCUCCAUACGGUGCUGUGGUAUAUUGUGCAAUUCACUAAUAUGGCCAUUGCCGAAAUUAGCGAUCAUUACAUCGACGAAGACAUGAGUGACUAUCCGGCCAGUACAAAGAAUACCGAUUUGUUGCGUAUGGUGACGCUGCAUCGGACACGCCUCAAGACGUGCGACAUGCAACGCGAAUUAUACCUUAUGUACAAUGAGAAGGACAAUGUGGUUUACAAUAUGACAGCUCACGCAUGUGAGCGGCCAUUUGUUGUGUUACCGGUGCCGAAUAGCAAUUUGAUUCUGGUGGUAAUCGAUCAACGAUGCCCACGGGAUACAAUGAUACAACUGACGGUUAAUCCAAUCGAUAUUACAUAUCCACUAGAUAAAAAUCAAACAUUUGCUUGCUAUAAGAAUGAUCGUGAAUUUUCGAGGGUGCGUCCAGUUAGUUGUAUAAACAAGCAUAUAAAUGAAAGCUCAAUCGAAUUGUGUGGUAAUGCCGGAAGUAUUUUUGUCAACAUAUUUCUACUGCUGCUGGGUCUUUCAUUAAGCCGAUAUCUGUAAUAUUUGGACUCUUAAAUUUUAAAACCAUUCUUGUAAAUUAAUUUUUUGUAAAGUUGUUUUUACCUUUCGCUUUAAGUCUAAUAUAAUAAUGUUGUACACAUAUGUAAGUAGUUUGUGGUAUUAAGGUAUAAAAAAAUAUUUGAAGAAUGUGCUUUAAAAGUUUACAGUUAAGGACACAUAAAAUGGAACAAAAACUGUGUGACACAGCAUACUUGUAUGUAUGCAUAACUUUUGAAUUUUACAUAUUACAGUGGCCAGGUGCGUGACUGCUAUUCGGUUGAUCACAGGAUCGAAGCCCCCUGCAUACAUGAAGCAUCGAAUUUUAAACAAGUUAACGGCCAUCUAUGACAUUUCAAACCGUCAGGAAGUGAAUAAAUAUUAGAUAGGAAUCAAGACGACCAACACUACAAAGAAGAAGCGCACCCCAACAUCUUAUGAAGGCUGUAAAGGCCCAUUUUAGAAAUCAAAAGGAGGAUUGACAGAAACGGUUUAGAUUUUAGAUUAGCAAUACUAAUAAAUAGCUCCUUAUCGCUAAGCAUAACACAAAAAAUAGUGAUGCAAGUUUAACGGAAGAAUAAACUUAGUAAGUUGCUCACAAAGAGCUUUGAGACAAAAAAACACAUUUGUAUGUCAAAGAUCCUUUUCCAUAUGAAGAUAAUUGACACUUCUUUAAGCUGGUUUCCCACUUCAUCAAAUUUCAUGUUUUAUUUACGAAUUAAACUAAGAUUAUUCAAGUUAAGGAUUCCUUCAAUCGCUUUUAAAUUAUUCACACAAACUAUAACUUUGAGAAGACCGCACAAAAAUAUUCUAAAAGGCGUUGAAACGGGCGAUUUUGGCAAUGGUCCACAACACAGUUGUUAACAAAUCUCGAUAACAUCACUAGCCCCCAUUUUCAAUUCAACGGCCGGCACGAAGCGGCACUGGUGUUUUUAAGUCAAAUGCGAAGCAUGACCAGUCAAAUUUUUCGAUUAACUUUUUAUUCCUGACUCUGUAACGAACAAAAAUAUCGAGUGUGGUUUAAUUUUUACAUUUUCACAGCGUCAUCAAAUUCUUAGUGAGUUGUAGAUUUCAUGCAUAUUUAAUAUCUGUCAAAGAGACGCCAACUGACGGUGAUAGUUUUCAAAAUAAAACAUUGUU